Molecule: messenger RNA, 1142 nt
Organism: Vitis riparia (riverbank grape)
Lineage: Eukaryota; Viridiplantae; Streptophyta; Magnoliopsida; Vitales; Vitaceae
Product: protein C2-DOMAIN ABA-RELATED 4-like
Exons: 4
Coding region: 319-864 (181 amino acids)
Source: RefSeq, a predicted model, not a curated record
AAUAGAGAGGAGAGAGACAUGGCGUCGUUGACUUAUUCACGCCACCGGAAUCUCCGGUCAAUUACCACUAUUUCAUCACCUCCAUUCGUCUCCCUCUUAAUUAAUUAAAUCUGCCAUAUCCCUCCCAAGCUCAAAUUUUCAACAUCCAUUUUUCUUUCUUCCCCACCUCUUGUCUCUUCUUCGUCGAUUCAGCCUUCUACGGGAGAGCUGAGUGAGAAUUUGGAGGAGAGUGGUGGUGGUGGUGGUGUUGUCACUGUUAUUAUUGCAUUGAAACCAUCGUUUUAUAUUUAGUAUAAAAGGAAAGAUUUCAAGAAAAGGAUGGAGUCACCACCAAAAAGUCCAAACAGAACCUCUGGAACCUCUCUCAUGGAAAACUUGCUGGGUCUUCUCAGAGUCCGCGUCAAGAGAGGUAUCAAUCUCGCUGUUCGUGACGUCCGUAGUAGCGAUCCUUAUGCUGUCAUCAAGAUGGGGAAGCAGAAACUGAAGACACGUGUAAUGAAAAAGAAUGUUAAUCCUGAGUGGAAUGAAGAUCUAACUCUUUCUAUUUCAGAUCCUAAUCUUCCAAUCAAGCUGACCGUGUAUGACCAUGACACAUUCAGCAAAGAUGACAAGAUGGGAGAUGCAGAAUUCACAAUCAAUCCAUAUCUAGAAGCUUUACGGAUGCAUUUGGAAGGCCUCCCCAGUGGUACCAUAAUUUCAAGAGUACAACCGAGCAGGCAAAACUGCCUGGCAGAGGAGAGCUGCAUUGUCUGGACCGAUGGCAGGGUUGUCCAAGACAUCUGCCUCAGAUUGCGAAAUGUUGAAUGUGGUGAAGUAGAACUCCAACUGCAAUGGAUCGACCUUCCGGGUUCCAAGGGCCUAUAGAGUUUAUCAAUGUUCAUCAUCCAUUUGUUCCCAUGCUCAAGUAGUUGGGGUCUUUCGAAGCUCUCAUUGCCCAGUAUCUUUUGAGUCUCAUUUUGAGGGUGGUUUGCUCAAACAUGUAUAAGAACCUGAGCUUGUAACCUAUAUUACCUAUUCAAAUGACUUAUAUAGCUUAGUAAAUAGAACCAUGUUUUUCCUUUUUUGGUUCUUUUCUGGUUAUAUAUGUCAAGGCAUUCCCAGCUUGCAAGUCAAUGAAAAACUCUUCUUAGUGGGUGUCUCAA